AAAAUCAUAUUCAAUAGUACAGAUAAAGCUGUAGGUAAAGAUAGACUUAUGACUCAUAAAAAUAGACAUUGAUGCGGAAAACAGAUGAAGAUGACCGUUUCGUCCUCAUGUUGCAAUCUGCCAACUUGCCCUAAACGAUGAGGAUCAAGUUGCUCAAACUUUUUCAAAAAAAAAUAAAAAUAAAAAAAAAUAACAUAUGUGUUUCAUGCUUUUAAACCUUUUUCAAACUUUCGAUCUUAACCAUUAAAAUAGUAAAAUCUACGAUCCAAAUUACUAUUUACGCUUUUCAUACAAAACCCACUUUUCAUUUGACCCAAACUCUACAUAUACAACCGUUGAAGCGUCACUCUUAUAUUUAAUCCGUAUAAAUGUACAUCUAUUAUUUGCACUCAUCAUAUUCACACAAUUUAAAUCAUAAUCUUGUUACAAUGAAAUUGAUCCCGAGUUCCCCCUAGUCCCCUACCACCUUUACAAAAAAAUAAAAAAAGUACAAUAAACAUAACCAAGCCGAUAUUUUUAGAGAACAUCACGUUUAUUAAAUAAAAAAGCGCGGGUAAAUUAUUAAAAAAACAUGUUCUAUGCGAUAAUAACAACCAACAAACAAACUUAUAUUCCCCUUCAUAAUACAACUGUCUUCUCCCCUUUCACCAAAACACGCUUCAACUUUCAAUCAUUGACUACACCCACAUUUCUCUUUGAUUCAUUCCCAUCCAUUUUUAUAAAUUAUAAACCCCCAAUUCACCACAAUUCCACCAUGGCUGGUGACCACUCCACCGCGGUUGUGGCGGAAAUUCAGUCGUUGCUCCGGCUAGUCCGAGAUGUGGCCCGGAGAUCUGCCACCGGGUUCGCAGGAGCCUUCAAGAAGGACUGUUCUGACAUGUGUAGAAGAGUUGCGUUAUUGGCGCAUUUAUUGGAGGAGAUUAGAGAUUAUGAAGGUGAUUUGAGGCCGUUGGAUUUGUCCGCUUCUUCUUCGUCGAAUUCGAGUGCCUUGUGUGAGGUUGCGGAGGCGAUUAAGGCGGUUAAAAGAUUGGUUUUGUUUGCUGGAAGCUUUGAUUGUAAUGUUUCAACGGACGGAACGGCACAACAAAUUGUGUUUCAAUUCCAAUGCGUUACGUCGAAAUUGGAAAAGGCGUUAGCCGGCUUGCCGUAUGAUCAUUUUGACAUAUCAGAGGAAGUGAAAGAGCAAGUUGAUUUAGUCCGAGUUCAGUUAAAAAGAGCCGCUGAACGAUACGGUGGAUCACAAGAUCUGACCGUUUUAUCAAUUGGCUUAUCUCAAUCACUGGCGAAAGAGUCUGAUAUUGUUCAUGGAAUUAGCCAUGAUCAUAAUGAAGUUGAAUUGAAAGUGGGAAAUGUUUCGAACGAAAGCGUUGUAAAUGAUGUAGAUGAGAUGAUAUACGAGCCUGCUACUGCGUCAUCUGACGCAUCUUGUAUGUUAAAACCUGCCGAGGAUGCAGUAAACAACGUUGAGGAGAACAAGAAGCCUGUGAUUCCGGAUGAUUUUCUUUGCCCGAUUUCACUAGAGCUCAUCCGAGAUCCUGUUAUUGUGUCCACAGGACAGACUUAUGAGAGAUCAUACAUACAAAGAUGGAUAAAUUGCGGGAAUACAACGUGCCCGAAAACUCGACAAAAACUUCAAAACCUCAUACUUACUCCCAACUAUGUCUUGAGAAGUUUAAUCACUCAAUGGUGUACGCUUCACAACGUUGAGCACCCAACUUUACUCACAAACUCGCGAUUGAAAAAUAUCGAUAAAUCAUUUCUCGAUAUGAUUGAUGCAAUUGUUCAGAAUCUCUCAAGCCAGUCUAUCGAAGAACAAAGAGCAGCCGUCUCUGAAAUAAGAUCUUUAUCGAAAAGAAGCACAGACAACCGGAUACUCAUCGCUGAAGCAGGAGCGAUUCCGGUUCUUGUUAGUUUAAUACUGUCUGAAGACGAUAUUACACAACAGCAUGCGGUUACUUCAAUUCUCAACCUCUCGAUAUACGAAGAUAAUCGAGAACUCAUAAUGCUUGCAAAUGCGGUACCUUCAAUUGUACAAGUCCUUAGAACAGGCGCCAUGGAAACGAGAGAAAAUGCAGCCGCUACGCUUUUUAGCUUAUCGCUUGCUGAUGAAAACAAGAUAAUAAUCGGUGCGUCGGGUGCGAUUCCGCUAUUGGUUCAUCUUCUUGAAAAUGGAAGCAAACGAGGGAAAAACGAUGCUGCAACGGCUUUAUUCAACUUGUGUAUAUAUCAAGGAAACAAAGGGAGGGCGGUUAGGGCCGGAGUCAUUGCGGUAUUAGUCAAAAUGUUGACCGAGUCAAAUGGUUCGAUGGUUGAUGAAGCUUUGACUAUACUUUCGAUUCUUGCGAGUCAUCAAGAAGCUAAAGCUGCCAUGUUAAGAGCUUGCAUCAUUCCGAAUUUGAUUGAACAUGUGGCGGCUGCAAAUUCAAGGAAUCAAGAAAAUGCUAUUUCGAUUUUGCUUUCGUUGUGUAAAAGAGACGAUGAGAAUCUUGGAGUUAUAAGCAGGCUCGGGGUGUUAACGCCGUUAAUGGAGCUUGCUAACAAUGGCACAGAACGGGCUAAACGAAAGGCUGUAUUGUUACUGGGGCAUCUUCAAAGGUCUCAACAACAACUUCAACAUGUUGAUGGCUAACUUUUCAUGGUGAUUGGUUGAUAUUUAUACUUGAUUUUAUUUAUACAUGAUUUUUUUUUUUUUUCGGUUCGUGAAGAAGAACAAAGAGUUGAAGCAACUUCUUGUGCUUUCUUUGUGUUUUCAUAUUGGUCACUGCAAAUUCAUUUGAUUUGAUUUUGUUAUUGUUUGUUUGACAUCUGAGAUAACAUUUGUGAAUCUUUGAAGAUAUAUUUAUACCAAAAUUUAUAUUCUAUACC
Molecule: messenger RNA, 2865 nt
Organism: Helianthus annuus (common sunflower)
Lineage: Eukaryota; Viridiplantae; Streptophyta; Magnoliopsida; Asterales; Asteraceae
Product: U-box domain-containing protein 11
Exons: 4
Coding region: 572-2629 (685 amino acids)
Biological process (GO): protein ubiquitination
Cellular component (GO): cytoplasm; nucleus
Molecular function (GO): protein binding; ubiquitin-protein transferase activity
Source: RefSeq, a predicted model, not a curated record